AUGCCAGGUAAAUCUAAUAAACAAGUAGUUAAAAAAGCUGCUCCAUCACCAGCUAAAAAACAACAACAACCAACCAAACAACAAAAUGUUGCAGUAAAUAAAAAAGCUGCUCCAUCACCAGCUAAAAAACAACAACAACAACAACAAGUCACCAAAAAAUCAAAUACACCAAUUAAAAAUAAUAAACCAUUACCAAAGAAAGCAAAUAAAAAACAAGAAGAAGAAAUAGAUUUUAAUGAUGCUGAUUUAAAGAAACAACUCCAAGAAAUGAUUAAUAGCGGUAAUUUUGACGAUGAGGAUUUUGAUGAAGACGAAGAAGAAGAUGACGAUGAUCAAGACGUUAUGGAUUUCGAUGAUGAUGAAGAUGAGGAAGAGUUUGAAGAAGAAGAAGAAGAAGAAGAAGCCAUCGAAGAUGAAGAAGAAUUAGAGGGUGAUGAAGAUGAAGACGAACAAGAAGAUGACGAUGAAAUCGACGAAGAUGCAGAAAUUGGUGAAUUAGAGGAUCAAUUAGUUGAUGAUCUUUUUGAUGAAAUGAAUGAUCAAGAUGAUGAAGAGGAAGAAGAAGAAGAAGAAGACGAAGAAGAAGAACCACCAAUGCAAAUUCCAACUAAAAAAUUAAGUAAACAAAUUGAAAUGAGUGGAAAAGUAUUCCAAGGUGUUGCCAGAGUUGAAGAUUAUUUAAAACAAGAAGCAGAAAAACCAAAGAAAAGACCAGAAAUGAUUAGAGAACUUAAUCCAGAAGAUGAAUUAGCAGAAACAUCAGAUUUAUCAGCUGAUGAAGAAGAAGACGACGAAGAGGACGAAGAAGAAGAAAAAGAACAACCAAAACCAUUGGUCAAUAAUAAAUACGUUAUAAAUGAUAGAGAAGGUCUUAAUAAUAAAUUAAGAGAAUUAAAAUUAAGCAAUGGUAAAAUUCCAUGGGUUCAUACUUUAGCAGUCACCUCUCAACAAUCACUUGAUCUCGAAGAUGUUCAUGAUGAUUUCAAAAGAGAAAUUGCCUUUUAUAAACAAACCUUACAUAGUGUUACUGAAUGCGAAAAAUUAUGUGCUGAUCAUGGUUUAACAGUCAGAAGAAAACCAGAUUUCUUUGCUGAAAUGAUUAAAAGUGAUGCACAAAUGCUCAAGAUUAAAAGCAAUCUUCAAUCAGAAAAGAAAAGAGUUGAAACAGCCGAAGCUAUUAGAAAGAAGAGAGAAAUCAAGAAAUUCGGUAAACAAGUUCAAACUCAAAAAUUACAAGAAAGACAAAAACAAAAAUCCGAUGCUAUCGAAUCUGUUAAGAAAUGGAGAAAGAAUCGUGAAAAAGGUAAUGUUUCAGAUGAAUUUAAUAUUGAUUUAAUUGAUGAUGUUAAUAACAACAAAAAAGAUAAAAAGAAAGUUGAAAAAUCACAAUUAUCACAAAAAUCAGAUAAAAGAAAGAAGAAAGAUGCCAAAUAUGGUUUUGGUGGUAAAAAGAGAUUCGCAAAAUCAAACGAUAAAAGUUCAACAAAUGAUGUUUCAGGCUUUAGUUUAAAGAGAAAUAACGAAGAUAAAGAUUAUUCAAAAGGUAAAGGUGGUAAAAUGAAUAAAUCAGGUGGUCGUGGUGGUGGUAAAUCUUCAAGACCAGGUAAAUCAAGAAGAUCAUCAAGAAAAUAA
Molecule: messenger RNA, 1632 nt
Organism: Dictyostelium purpureum
Lineage: Eukaryota; Evosea; Eumycetozoa; Dictyosteliales; Dictyosteliaceae
Exons: 4
Coding region: 1-1632 (543 amino acids)
Biological process (GO): ribosomal large subunit biogenesis; rRNA processing
Cellular component (GO): nucleolus; preribosome, large subunit precursor; nuclear periphery
Source: RefSeq, a predicted model, not a curated record